AUGAGUCCGGGGACAAGGUGCUGUCGCAACCCUUUGCCCCCUCGGUCAGUAAAUGCGGCAUUGCCUGUUGUCAACGUGUACGUUGAGGGUAAACGAUGUUCGGCGCUCGUUGACACUGGAUGUUCCCGAUCGAUCGUUAGUGCGGAUCGAUGCGUGACAUGGAACAGUCAACAAAUCGAGAUUCGGACGAUUGACGGGGUGUCCCGGGCCUGUUGUGGUGUCGGGACUGUGUCAGUCCUAACAGACGGAGGGAGUCAUGCCAAAGUCGACGUCUUGGUGGCACGUCAAAGGCCCCUCGGGUACGACCUGCUACUUGGGAUUGAUGCGAUCCGAGCGUUAGGAGGCAUGAUGAUCACGCCAGCCGGAAAUGUGGAACUGGACAUGACCACCUCCGUUGAAACAACCGCAUUGAUUGCGAGCCAACCUGCAAACUCCGGCAAGUCUCACAGCCUUGAAAGUGACAGAAUACUAGCCGACGUAAAGCGACAAUUGCUGGACCUGAACGAGCAACUACGGCAGGCGCACAGGCACGACCCAACCACCAUCAACAGGAACAAUCAGACCGGCCCCUCCUCCAACAUGAAGCACAGCCGGACGCAAAGAGGCACUGGCUAA
Molecule: messenger RNA, 615 nt
Organism: Acanthosepion pharaonis
Lineage: Eukaryota; Metazoa; Mollusca; Cephalopoda; Sepiida; Sepiidae
Source: the annotation of a GenBank genome assembly